CGAACUUAAACACCCCUCUUCCAAUUUCACAGUAAUAUCAUGAAGGUCCUCGCUAUCUUGUACAACGGUUACAAGGCUGCUGAAGAGGAGCCGCGCCUCCUUGGUACUGUCGAGAACCAGCUUGGGAUCCGUGAAUACCUCGAAAGUUUGGGUCACGAAUACAUUGUCAGCAGCUCGAAAGAAGGCCCUGACAGCGACUUCCAGAGACACAUUGUUGAUGCCGACGUGUUGAUUACGACUCCCUUCCACCCCGGAUAUUUGACUCGGGAGCUCAUGGAAAAGGCCAAGAACUUGAAGAUCUGUGUCACAGCCGGUGUAGGCUCCGACCACAUAGACCUGAAUGCCGCUGUCGAGCGCAAGAUCCAAGUCCUGGAGGUUUCUGGCUCCAAUGUAGUGUCCGUUGCCGAGCAGGUCCUGAUGUCCAUUCUUCUCCUUGUCCGCAACUUUGUCCCUGCACAUGAAAUGAUCGAGCGCGGCGACUGGCAAGUGUCGGACAUCGCUCGUAACGCGUAUGACCUCGAGGGCAAAGUUGUGGGUACCCUUGGUGCUGGCCGUAUCGGCUACCGCGUCCUCCAACGUCUGGUCCCUUUCAACUGCAAGGAACUGAUCUACUUCGACUACAAUCCUCUUCCUGCUGAAGCGGAAAAGGCAGUAAACGCUCGCAGGGUCCAGGACAUGAAGGAAUUUGUGUCACAAUGCGACAUUGUCACCAUCAACGCCCCCCUCCAUGAGGGGACGCUUGGACUUAUCAACAAGGAGCUUCUUCAACACUUCAAGAAGGGCGCAUGGCUCGUUAACACCGCCCGUGGAGCCAUCUGCAACGCUGACGACGUAGCCGAGGCGAUCAGGAGCGGCCAGCUCAACGGCUAUGCCGGAGAUGUGUGGAAUGUACAGCCUGCGCCCAAGGACCACCCAUGGCGUACCGUAAAGAACCCCUUUGGCGGGGGCAACGGCAUGACGCCCCAUUAUUCUGGCACCACUCUCGACGCGCAGGCCAGGUAUGCCCAGGGCACGAAGACGAUUUUGCAGAACUUCUUCGAGGGAAAGCCGCAGGACCCUGGCAAUGUGAUCGUUGGGAUCGGCAAAUACGAGACCAAAGCUUAUGGCCAACGCUGAUUGUAUCGGUAGUCAUUGUGAUCAUUCCCCUCUCCUCAUCUUGUACUUAAUACUUAACAACCGUAGAGUGUACCGAUUUUGUCGCAUCGUUGUGGAAAUCAAUUCGUCUAUCGCCUUUGC
Messenger RNA from Heterobasidion irregulare TC 32-1, 1236 nucleotides. RefSeq lists its product as uncharacterized. Gene Ontology annotation, cellular component: cytosol. NCBI's taxonomy places the organism in Eukaryota, Fungi, Basidiomycota, Agaricomycetes, Russulales, Bondarzewiaceae. The coding region runs from base 40 to 1116 and encodes 358 amino acids. The transcript has 12 exons. The record is from RefSeq and is a predicted model, not a curated record. Gene Ontology annotation, molecular function: formate dehydrogenase (NAD+) activity; oxidoreductase activity, acting on the CH-OH group of donors, NAD or NADP as acceptor; NAD binding.